Rubroshorea leprosula is the source of this 1641-nucleotide messenger RNA. Lineage: Eukaryota; Viridiplantae; Streptophyta; Magnoliopsida; Malvales; Dipterocarpaceae. The record is from the annotation of a GenBank genome assembly.
AGUGGGGAAAGACAAUCGGAGAAAAUGUCGGGUUUCCCAUUCUCUUCUUCUUCCUCUACUCAAUCCUCGUCAUCCCCUCCUCCGGCCCUAGCUUAGGACUAUCCAUCUCCUCCUCAUCUUCAGCCACUCCGUCCUCUUCCUUUUCUUUUGGGGUUAGCUCCGGUCAGUCUACAUCGAGUUUUACUUCGCCCCUCUUUCGUUCAUCUUUAUCUUCCUCAAGCUCCAUGGCUGACCCUUCUGCAUCUACUUCACCUACCCCAUUGUUUGGUGCGGUAACUACCGCAUCAAUUUCGGCAACUACCACAUCAAGUUCGGCGUUGCUGCUGGUUGGUGCUGCUUCGUCGGCAGUGGGUACAGGUUCAUCACCGUUUGAAGCGUCGUCAUCUAAUACAAAUUCAUCGCCUAUGUUCGGGGCAGCUUCAUCAGCUGGGACUUCCGGUCAGCCAUCGUUUGGCGCGUCUUCGUCUGCAGCGAGUAUGGGUUCAUCUGCGGCUAGUUCUGCAUCCCCUUUAUUGGGUCCAUCUUCUACCGCUGCAAGUUCUGCAUCAUCCUGGUUUGGGGCUACAGGAGCACCCUCUGUAUUUUCAUCAGCAGCAACAACAACUACUAGUCUGUUUGGCUGUUCAUUGACUCCCAGUUCUGCAGCGUCAGGAACUUCAACGUCCACCACUACUGCAUCCCAGACAUCAUCAUCUCUUGUUGUAGCUUCAAGCAGUGGAACAAGUUCUAGUACUACAGCUGCAGUAUCUGCUAGACCGAAAUUACCAUUGGAGAUAAUAGGAAAGACUGUUGACGAGUUUGAUUAUGAUGUGGAAGUAGGAAACAUCUUUCUUGGCAGAACCGAGAUCAUCAAGGAAUGGAAUGCUGAGCUUCAAGAGCGUGCUGGAAAAUUUCAGAAGCAAGCUGCUGCAAUAGCUGAGUGGGACAAACGGAUCUUGCGCAAUCGUAAUGUUAUUCUCAGGCUCGAGAUUGAAGCAGCAAAAGUGGUUGAGACCCAAGCAAGUUUGGAGCGCCAACUAGAGUUAAUUGAGACUCACCAACAAGAGGUUGAUAAGGCUUUGCAAAGCAUGGAAGAAGAAGGUGAGCGUAUUUACAAUGAUGAGCAAGGGUUACUUCUUGAUGAUGAAGCUGCAUCAACAAGAGAUGCAAUGUAUGAGCAAGCUGAAUUUAUCGAGAGAGAAAUGGAGCAGAUGACAGAACAGAUCAAAUCCAUUAUCCAGAGCUUAAAUGCGAGUCAGGGUGGGGACCUAGAUGCAAUUGAUGGAAUGACUCCAUUAGAUGUGGUUGUCAAAAUCUUGAACAAUCAACUGAGUUCUCUAAUGUGGAUUGACGAGAAGGCUGAGGAAUUCUCAUCACGCAUUCAAAAGCUUGCCAACCAGGAUUCUAUAGCAGACAAUGAAUUAUUGGCUCCAAGGUUUUGGACUUCUUGAUCCCUGGGUACUCCUUUCAAGAUUCAAUAACUUCAAAACUGCCAUUUGGGUUUAACAAACACAGGAAAAGGUCUGGAUAUCCAUGUAAUUUUGCAGAAAAUAUGUACAUUUGUGCUCUGAAUAUUUCAUAUUGUGGGGAUGAUAUGCAAGAUCUCUCUCUUUUUUUCUUUUUUUUUUUUCUGUUUUUUUUAAAUGAAUUGCAAGAACAUUU